This is a messenger RNA of Varroa destructor (honeybee mite), 7635 nucleotides long. It is a transcript of the gene l(3)76BDm, whose product is annotated as trafficking protein particle complex subunit 8 homolog l(3)76BDm. The record is from RefSeq and is a predicted model, not a curated record. NCBI's taxonomy places the organism in Eukaryota, Metazoa, Arthropoda, Arachnida, Mesostigmata, Varroidae. Gene Ontology annotation, cellular component: TRAPPIII protein complex. Gene Ontology annotation, molecular function: protein binding.
UCGCUGCUGUCGACGACGAGGACGACGCUGAUGGCGCUGUCGUGCUGAUAAAGUUGGACACCGCACUGUCGUCUGCUGCUAAAAACUGCUGCCGUGUUGAUCUGUGUCUUAUUUGCAUAUUAUAGUAGCCUCCUCUCCAGCAGCAGCCGACGGGAAGUGGACGGUCGGAAGAAGGGUCCGCUGUUGCUGUUUGUCGACUGCUACGGUGUCAUCAUCUCCUACGCUGUGGGAAAUGGCGAUGCUGAUAGCAAAGUUGAAAUUGUUGUGGUAGUUGUUGUUGUUACUGUUGUUGUUGUUGUUCUUGUUGUCAGUAUGCUGCCCAGCAAUGCUGGUUGGUCAAGCACUAAUCCAGUGUGGUCUUAACGGUCUGUCUAUUCCUGUUGAUGGUCGCUUCUCUUAAUUUGUUGCCGACAAUUGCUUUUAGCUGUUGACUUUAGUGACGAUGCCACUGCUGCUGGGGCUGAAGCAGCAGCAGCAGCCCCAAUAUCGGAGAGGUGAGUAAUGUUAAAGCUUGAGAGUUGACAAGGUGCCUCUACUACGGUCGUAUAUUACUCAUUAUCGUUCUAUAAUUGUCGUGGCUUACGUGCACAAGAUUAAGGUAAAGUGAAAAUAGGCAAAAAAGCAGAUCCUAUGACACUGUGUCAUCUGCGCAAGGAAUAAGGACGCGGAACGGACAGCACAGGACGGGCCGUCAGUAUUUAAUAGUGGUCAGAUAGACGGACGAACAGCGUUCGCCAAUUCGUGGCCCGUGUGGGCGAACGCUCAACAGCAACCCAGUGAGGAGUGCAAUUGUUAUCGAAAGGGUUGAUAGACGUUGCAGCUUCUCUAGAUGCGAUUAUUUCUUCCAAGACUUCCUGCUCCUGUGUGUCAGCUCUACUGGACAGCUUUCACUGAACGUGUAACAAUAAUAGUAGGUGCCGUCGAAGAGUGAGUCUUACUGGUGGAAGUAGAAUGGGGUUGCCACAUGGAUAGUGCGCAUGUUAUUUCGCCAUAUUAGUCGCAACACACUUUACAACAACGGUACAUUUAGUAAAAAAAUUAUCUGUGAUCGUACUGAUCAGGCACGACUUAUUGCUGUUGAGGAUGUAUUAGCUCAUGUGUUUGCAAAAUUGAAAGCCAGCAGACAAGUGAUCCUUAGUUCUUCGGUAGUAGAAAAAAAGAAUUUAAUUUGGUGGAACGGCAGCUAAAGAGCCGUUAAAAGCGCUAAUGGGCUUACACCCCUGAUAUAACACUCGCACAGUUGAGUAAUAAUGCUUUAAAGAACAUUUGGAGGAUAACAAGAGGAGACAGUGAGUGUCCUUGAUCUGUGGUAGAGUUUGCUAUUACUAUUAUUAUAAAAGAUAACUAUUUAUUGUACUACGUGUCCGCAAUUAACAAUGGAUAAUGACGCGCACCCUCCCUUGACGACUAAUUCGUAGUGACUCGGACUGACGGAAAAAGCAGCGGUGACAACGGGGGGGUACACGGACUGCAAAGUAGCUACUAUUACAAUUAUAAUAACGAUACAAUGGUACUUACGCAGCGACACAUGUCUGCCUAAAUCGUAUCGACAGGAUAAUCAUCAUCAACAUUAAAGUGAGAAUUUCUGCGAUAUCAGAUCAAUGUCAUCGUCAUUUGCUAAAGUGGAGAAGUGAAGUUGGUGCUGCGUUCGAAAUUCUUGUGUUAACGUUGUCGGUACUGUAUUCUACAGCUGACCUGAAUAAGAAAUGGUUGACUGCUAGACAGACGAACCGAUAAAGAAUCGCUCACAGACGUUACCAUCGUCGGCUAAUCUCCGUCUGAUACCGCUGUUCCAUCAACUGGUUGCUGGUUCCAUUGAUGAUAACGUCGUAGACUAGCCCGGCGUUUGAUCUGGUCUCAUAGUUGUCGAGUUUAGUGAACGUCACUGCUAGAAGGUCAGUGUGUCAGAAGGCCAAGAAGCAAUACUGGACGAAACCAGCCGGAACCAUCAAACAACGACAACCCCAGUAGCAGCGGUGGGAAAUGGGUGACAGUUCCGCGUUUAUCGAGAAAGUUUUCUCACCGUUUGUGGCCAUUGCCGUUAGCGAAGACGCAGAUGAACUCUGCGCUAAGAAUGGACUCACUUUCAGUGAGCUCAUACAGCCGUUCACAGACAAUAUUGAAGUAUCUUUAAAGGAUCCCUCAGGAAACGUGUUGCCUCCGGUGAAGCUUAAACUAAACUUUUGUGAUCUUACAACACCGUAUCCACAAGGAUCAUUGGCCAAAAAACAGCUUUCAGAAGCCGUGCUUCGAAACCAGCCCAACAUCGAUGGACCGGGUCCGCGGAAGACGCUUAUCACACAUGGAAUAUAUGAGGUCGAUGUGUGUCCGGUGACGCCAUGGUAUAAUGCGUAUCGAGACGCUUUCUUCAGAUGCUUGGCACCUCAGGAACACGACUUUACUCGCCAUUUUGUCGGAUGCGUUUACGUUGUCAGUUCUGCCCAUCAGGCACCACAACAGCAGCUAACGCAGCUCAUACAAAACGUCAGCACCGUCCAGCUGAAUCUAUCCCAUCAUUCGAAAUGGUUUUUUGGCCAGACAGGUCCUCAGUAUUUCGUCCUCUUACACGAUGGUGGUACGGGCGACAACACCAUGGCCGAGGCGACGUUUCUGUCAAUGAAGAAUAUUCACGGUUCAGCCAACUGUCAUAUGCUAACUAUCAAUUCUGUAUCACCGUCAAACCCUCCUCCGGCAGGGGGAGCUGAUAUUUGGUCACCAUUGAUAGAUUUGACUGCGCCAACGACACCCAAUGGUGAGCAGCAUAAUGGCUGUUCAACGCUGUUACCACCUAAAGUCGAGAGUAACGGCGGCCUCGAAAUGGUUGAACGUGAGCACCCACUCGACCCACUUGGGCCUUUGUCCGCCAGCAGUCCUACUAUGGAUGAACCUACAUCACCAAUCGCGCCGAAAAGGCGUGGAGCAUGGCUCACCACAACAGAUCGGGAGAACGUGAAGACGUUUGUCUCAGAUUUUGCCACCCAGUGCCUAGCCCCUCAAAUUGAACAACAUUUGAAGAACCUCGCGGAUCAGGUGGCCAAUAAAAAAGGACUUCAUCGUCAGAUUGCUGUUGCGGCUAAGAGUUUCUUUGCAGGCCGAGGCAAGGGAAAUAUUCUCGCCAGCAAUAACCCGAAUGUUGUCAACUCAGUGAUAUACAGCCAGCAGGCACCCGAAUUAGUGGUUCGAAAACUGGGUGAUCUAGCAUUUUUGUUUCAUCAAUACGAAACAGCAUAUCAAGCUUACCAUGCAGCAAAACGCGAUUUUCACGGCGAUCAAGCGUGGCUCUAUUGUGCUGGCGCCGAAGAAAUGGCCGCACUAAGUGUGUUUAUGCUGGGAAAAGAUGGACCCCGUUCAUAUCCUCACCAUUAUUUUAAAAAUGCGAUCAAUGCGUACCUCAACGUCUGCAAAAUGCCUCAGCUGGCGACUCGGGCGACUCUUCUUCAUGCGGAAUGUUUACGGUCCCUGGGAGAGUAUGAAAAGUUGGCUGAACAACUUAUCCAUUUAAUCUCUGAGGAUUCGGACCUUCGUUCAGCGUUGCUCCUUGAGCAAGCUGCCUACUGCUAUCUGUCGAUGCAGCCAAUGCAAUUACGAAAGUACGCAUUUCAUCUGGUGUUGGCUGGAUAUCGCUUUUCCAAGGCGGGCAUGCGAAAACACAGCCUUAGAGCCUAUCGGGAGUCCGAACAGGUGUUCCGGAGGCGAGGAUGGAGCUUUGCCGAAGAUCAUAUUCUUUAUAUGACCGGACGUCAAUGCGCCACGCUCGGGAAGCUCGAUAAUGCAUUCCAGGCAUUUCACGGUCUACUCGAUAAAACAAGUCAACAGAGCGCUACGCAGCAAAGCGUAUUCGUCAAAGAUUACUUUGCAACAAUAAAAGCAUUAGACUUGCGAGAAUAUGAGAUGCCGAUCCCGAAAAUCGAUAUGACUUCGGUGAGGACGAUCUUGGGCCACAAGCCACAAGCGAUGGAGAACUCACAUGGGCGGGAGCGGUAUGCAAAUUGUGAAGACUGGCAGAAAUUGGAAGAAUGUUGCUAUUUACGAGCCACCAAUCAGAAGUCUGUACCACCGAAUUAUCGGAAUACGGUUGAUGUUAUGGACAACUCGACGCCGAAUACCAGGCCCGCCAUUGUUGCACAAAAUGAACCCGUCACGGUUGAGUUGGAAUUGACGAACCCGCUACAGAUCGGCCUUAGUCUUCAGCAAGUUCAUCUUUGUUGGGAAAUGGAACCCGGAGAUGAAAGUUCAGGCGAACGUGUAAGCAAUCACCCGUCGCUCAAACUACAAAAGGACAUGCAUCAGCCGCAUAACUAUGUCGAAACCUGUGCUCUGGAAUUCGUCAGUCUCGAAGCUAAACAAACCAUUGUGAUAAAACUGAGCUUGAUCCCCAAAUGUAUGGGUCGUCUGAAGAUUAUUGGUGUAUCCUAUUUGAUAUCACUUCUGGUCAUUUCGCCGUCGCCUUCAACUAAUUCAUUAUCGUCUGAUUCGGUGAUGAUAUCACCAUUGACGCCGCUCACUCCUUUGGCUGAGAAUCAGGGCUCACCGGUUUGGGGUUACCAGACGCUUACAGUCAAAGGUUAUAAAUUGCAUGCCAAGAAAGUGAAGAACAACGAAUGGUAUGCCAAGGAUUAUAGGCUACAGCCUACCGUUGGUCCUCCUAUGCCGUACUUAAAGGCGGACUUUGAUACCUUUCCGAAACAAAUGUUAUGUGGAGAGGUGCAGCGGUUGAAUUUGCGCCUAACCAAUAGGGCAGCAUUUGGCCUUGUCAGACUAUUAAUGGCAGCGAGAAACCCCAGAGAGGUGACUUUCGGUGUCAUCGGCUUAAAGGCACUACCACCAAAUAACAGCACAUAUAAGGAAAUGCCAGCUAACAGUGGCGAUUUAGCGUGUAACAGUGCAUCAUUAUGUGAGGUGGUGAAAACGCAUUAUGUAAUGUCAAUUCCUGGCGUAGACUCAAUAGAGGCUGGGACCACAGUUAGCGUUCCUUUCUGGAUCCGGGGGCCAGAUGUACCCGGAGAGCACCAACUUGCACUGCUAUUCUACUAUGAAGCAGUUGGGUCGUGUCAGGGCGGUGCGAAGAUUCAGCAUCGGGUGACCAAGUUCAGUGCCAAAAUUUCGACGAUUUCUUCGCUCAUCGUGCAUGCCAGUGCCGAACCAAGCAUUAAGGCAGACGAUAUCGGUUCGAUAUUACUUUCGGUGCACGCGAAAAACUCUAGUGAGUUGCAAGGCUCGGAUUCGGUUGACCUGUCAUUGCUACAGGUGUCUCUUAUGUCGGAGAUGCAUUCAAUCGCUAAACAGAUGGAUGUGCCUCCGCGCACUCCGUCCCAUUCAGUGUCCGUGACGACGAUUCGACCCAGGGAAGUGAAAGAUAUCGCGCUAAAACUUUCGAAUAACAAACUCGAAAUAGUAGAUAAUCAAAGUGGCGAGUCUCAUAUGGAUGGACGACUAAAAGGCUCAGACAAUGAGGAAGACACAAAAGACAGCGGUCUAUUUAGUGAACGAACAAAACAGCAAAAGCCGAUGAAAAAGAUGAUCAGUCAAUGGCCUCUGUCGAUAGUGAGGGUAGAAAGCAGCGGUACUCCUUGUGCAGACUUCAUGAUGGCCAGAGCCUCUAAACUGGGUGAGCUGAAGGACGAAAAUGUUCCCCUAACUAACAAAGAGUUCCUUGAUAUGGAAGUGGCUAAGCUAAAAGGAAUGAAAGCUAAAGAGCGGGAUCCGCUUGAUGUAACCGUAGCCAUUAUAUGGAAAGCUGCUGUUGAACGAGAUGGACUUAUGAAGGUCGUUAUGGGUCAACACCAGGUGAAUAUACGCGAUUUGCACGUGACUUACACAUCAAUUCCCCAUACGCUUCACGGCUCUGGCGUGGGCCUAAUGAAAAAAACUUCCGUUCCACCCAUUGGAGGUCCGCUACUGCCUCUUGGCGGGCACGCGGCUCUGGCCGGGCUUGGAGAAGCAUCGCGGCUCAUCCAAGUCAGCCUUCUGCAUGAGCAUUACGUGCAGCAUGACUUCAGCAAGCAACAGUUCCUUGCCCUUGACGUAACACUGAUAUUACAUAACCCGUCCGUGGUAUUGCCACUUACGGUGACCGUGGCUUGCAUGAACUCACUUGCACCUGCCUCGGCGGCUUCUGGAUCAGCAAGCGGGCCUCCAUUGGCAUUUGAAUGCCCACCGACGACUCACGAGCAAAUGGUCACCGAUGAUAUUGGCGGUUUCGUAUGGACUCGACAAGUUCGAUAUCUACGAACGCUCCCGCCAGCUCACGUUGAACGGCUUCCUCUGCAAGCUGUAUCUGUUUCUUUCGACGGGAACCUACAACCUCUCGUCCGGUGUACAGGUGUCUAUUCAAUGCGGCGAUUUGACCAAGUCCGUCUCACCAUGCCAGAGCCUCAUUAUUGUCGACAAAUCCACGUGUAAAAGCUCUAUCACAACUUUCCACUAAUAACUAUCAAUACGCGUUUUGAAACACUUUUUGUUGGAUCCGUAAAAGUUUUUGAAAAAAGGAAAAGGUGUGACUGAAUCAAGACACGCCCUUAGUAAAUGUUUAAGGGUUAGAGGGAUUCGAAAGAGAUCGUACAGGUAAAGUCUCGUUACCUCGUCUAUUUCUGAUUAGCCUUAGUGUCGCUGUUAGAUAUGUAGAAUUAGGUAAAAUAAAUACAGUAGUAUUAUAACAGUAAUCGCAAGUAUACCUUGGGGUAAGCUCUCUAAUCAAGCGUGAAUGUAAAAUAGCGGGAACAAAAAUGCUCUUUUCGAAGAAAGAAGUUCUUGAGUAUCUUUUCCAUUCACCCAUUGAACGUACUGCUAAGUUCGGCGAGAUGGCCGAUAUCAGCGAGAACGCUUGUAGGGCCGGACUUCAGGGAUUACCAGGCUGGUCCUGGAACAGAAAGGUACUGUUUAGGAGGGAAAAAUUCCCACGAGCCAAGUUUAGUAAAACUAGCGAACUGUCAGUAACUGAUAAACGCAAGAUAAAAAUGAUAUGUUAGUGGCCUUAGCGCCGACAGCAGCGGGGCCCGCUAAUAUCAUUAACAAGCCGUGUAAACUUAAUACAUAACGGAAAUACAUGUCGUCGUUUUCAACAACCUAUGCGAACAAUGUAUUACACUAUACACACCUGCAUUUCAUAAAGUUAAUAUUUCAACAGAGGAAACAGAGUGAAAAUGCUGGGAUUCUGAAUUCAUUGAUUACCAACAAGCAAGGAGAUGACGCAUGCUGCUAAUAACAAUUUGCGAUUGGAACGAUUUCUGUAUCUGGUAAGCAUAGAAAAGUGUUGGUCUUUUAAAAUAAUAUGGAAAAAUACGUGUGUGAUCAACGUAGGUGAUAAUCAGAUGCACGGUGAACAACUAUAAGUUAAAACCUUAUUUCUCCUCCAAACCGUUACAAUAUUUUCUAUGUAUUUAUAUCAUCAGACAUAUAUCAAAAUUGAAUGUGUUAAACCCACCACUGUGUGUAAAUGACUUCCUGUUCACUCCAGAUGGGGCGGGGGUACAUGAUACAUCAUAAAUUGAUAAAACAGAAAAAGCUCUUUUACGUGCUUCUUAUUUAUUAAGUUUCUGUAAUACUACUUAGCAUGUACUAGAAAUUUGAAUGAUUAGAACUAUUAUGUUUGUGAACCAAGUUAAGCAAUGUUGUGCAUUUAUGUAGCUUCGACAU